UAGCCCCCCCCCCCCCCCCCCCCCACGCCCCACAUCUCAUUGUACCGAAACAUCAUCCUCCCUAGCCGAUGUCGUUCCACUCGCUCGCUCCAACAAUUGUACCCCUCACGCUCCCAGGGCGUCUGGCACACACCCCAACUCAUCCAGACUUUUGAUUUUUCUCUUUCUCUCCCUGCGCGCACUAAGACAAUGCUUAUCUUUUCCUGCGCUCGCACCUAAUCUACGAUGUCGUACUUGGAUGGAGUUGGCCGCACACUUUUGGCCCUGCUUGGACAAGCUGCACAAGCGCCGCCGGGCAGCCACGCAUCCAAACAGCACCAAACACUGUGUCUGCCCCACCCCUCACUGGGCACCUAGCGUUGUUGCAACAGUUGGCUUUGACAGCAAACGCCCCCAAUGGUGCUCCAACGCAACCUGCAAUCCAAUUGCGAAAUACACAACCCUCGUCUGCGCCACAACAUCCUCACCCAUCUCAUCUAAACAGCCAGCCACAACCUCACACACCCAACACGAUCCUAGUAGAGAUUCUUGGCAGAGCCGUUCAAACCAAUUUGAUCACGGAAGAGAGCGUGAUGCUUUUCACGAUUCCAACUCACGCGGGGGAUUCCAGCGUGGUUUUCGUGGUCGUGGUCGGGGCCGGGGUAGAUGGGAUGAUCGUGACCAUGAUCGUUUCAAAGAUAGAGAUUGGAAUUCUUCACCACAGCCAAGAAAUAGCCGUUCCAGAAGCCCACGCAGAUUCAAUGGGCAGCGACCACGUCCUACGGUAUAGUCCGCCUCAGAGACCUGCAGCAAACAGAGAUGUAGCCCCAAAUCAAAAUGCGGCAAAACUUCCUGAAGCUGGAAAAGACGAGUUUGGACGAGAUAUUAGACCGUCUUCUGCCACUCCUCCUAGAGCCGCAUCAGUCGAUGCUCAAACCCAGCCUCCGAUGGUUCCAUCUGUAAACCUUGCCCGUACGGCGGCACCCGAAAAUCGUGUACCUGUAUC
Messenger RNA from Suillus clintonianus, 985 nucleotides. RefSeq lists its product as uncharacterized. The record is from RefSeq and is a predicted model, not a curated record. The transcript has 2 exons. Lineage: Eukaryota; Fungi; Basidiomycota; Agaricomycetes; Boletales; Suillaceae. The coding region runs from base 239 to 769 and encodes 176 amino acids.